Messenger RNA from Coniophora puteana RWD-64-598 SS2, 570 nucleotides. RefSeq lists its product as uncharacterized. The record is from RefSeq and is a predicted model, not a curated record. Lineage: Eukaryota; Fungi; Basidiomycota; Agaricomycetes; Boletales; Coniophoraceae. The coding region runs from base 1 to 570 and encodes 189 amino acids. The transcript is spliced from 2 exons.
AUGGCGUCGGUCUUUCAACUUGCAAAUUCCAACUUCCGCGCUGUGUGCUCGCCUGGCCAUCGUGUGGCGGCUGCUCUUGAGCCAAAGUAUUGGAUACGAAUCAUCUUCAUCCUUAUUUCACCUUGCUUGCCUCUUGUGCCUCCCUCUCCUCUCCCGCUGCACCAACGCUACCGCGAGGACGCAGCUCCUCCUGGUGUUCCUGUCCCUGUUCCUGACUCGGUUUGCCCGGGGCGAGCCCAGGAAGACCCCUGCUUCGCCCGCAUCAAACUCUUCGCAGCGAGUGCUUCAGGCGUAGGUUUUGCACCCAGCGACGAGCCUGUCCUCCUGCUCACGAUAGACAUGGGCGCCGAUUGUUUUGGCGUAACUCUAGCCCGCGUGCCGGGAGUAGUGGUUGAUGAAGGAGCUGCACUGCGCGGUCCCUCCUUCUCUUCGCCUUUCCCGCCUUGCGCGGUCAAUACCGACCCAUGCCUUGCAGCAGGAACCUCGGGCGGGCAGGGUAUCAGAGGCCGCUGGGGCAAGCCCGCUUCAGGUGGCGGGCGCAAUGCACGUCGUGCAGGUUCUUUCAUCUGA